AUGGAGCCCCUUUAUCACAGCCGCUGCUUCAGCUUAGAGAGUAGAGUUACUCCAGUAGGGACAGGCCAAACCAGCACAGAAGAGGCCGCUCGCGUUUCGAAUUACAACUCCCAGACCAGAGGGGGAGGCCUGGGAUGGUUGGAUUGUGGGAGGGGGAGCAUUAGCUUCCCGAGGAAUUCUUUGGCUGCCCGAUCACCUGCCGUCGCCGCCUGCCUUACUUCUAUCACCAUCGCCUACCUUGCUAUUGCCGCCAUCCCGCCGUCUAUCACUAUGCCGAGUGUUGAUGCCUUUAUUUCUUCAUGUGCUUCUGGUUCUACUUCACUUACUGCUUCUCCAACCCUUAUUGUGAUAUUUCAUACUCAAUCGUCCACCAACCUACUCUUGGGAUUCAAAUUGAAUGGAUCAAACAAUGCGAGUUGGGCUUCGAUGAUCGAACUCUAUGCAACUUCACAAGGAAAAUUGGGUUACCUAAUGCGUGACUACGAUUCCCCAGAUUCCAAAGAUCCACAAUUUGGAAAGGUUUCUGUGUUCUGUCUUACCUACUACCGCGCUCACAUGGUUUCUGUGUCCUGCAUUACCUACUGCCGUGCUCAUAAGUGGUUUCACUUGUGGUUUAUGACAAAGCCUUCUCUACAGUUGUUCGAUUGGUUAAUGUCGAGUAUGGUGUUCUAUGACUUGUUUGUCAAGUUAGGCAUGCGAAAUAUCUUUGCCCCAACUUUAGAGGGAGUGUUGGCGAGUCCUUAG
Prunus armeniaca (apricot) is the source of this 744-nucleotide messenger RNA. The record is from the annotation of a GenBank genome assembly. NCBI's taxonomy places the organism in Eukaryota, Viridiplantae, Streptophyta, Magnoliopsida, Rosales, Rosaceae.